Molecule: messenger RNA, 670 nt
Organism: Phytophthora sojae
Lineage: Eukaryota; Oomycota; Peronosporomycetes; Peronosporales; Peronosporaceae
Exons: 3
Coding region: 63-500 (145 amino acids)
Biological process (GO): translation
Cellular component (GO): ribosome; cytosolic small ribosomal subunit
Molecular function (GO): structural constituent of ribosome
Source: RefSeq, a predicted model, not a curated record
GCCAAGCCUGUUGGAAGCUGGGCAGUGCUCAGUGAAGAUUCCGAUAUUCCUCCGACUGAAAAAUGGCCAAGCACAAGCCUUCUGGUAUCCGCUGCGCGCGUAAGCUGCGCGUGCACCGCCGCACGCAGCGCUGGGCUCAGAAGUCCUACAACAAGUCCCACUCGGUGACUGCCAUGAAGGCCAACCCGCUCGGUGGCUCCUCCAUGGCCAAGGGCAUUGUCCUUGAGAAGAUCGGCAUUGAGGCCAAGCAGCCGAACUCUGCCAUUCGUAAGUCGUGCCGUGUGCAGCUGAUCAAGAACUCCAAGAAGAUCGCCGCCUUCGUGCCGCGCGAUGGUUGCUUGAACUACGUGGACGAGAACGACGAGGUCCUGAUCUCGGGCUUCGGUCGCCGCGGCCACGCCGUCGGUGAUAUCCCCGGUGUGCGUUUCAAGGUCGUCAAGGUCUCGGGCGUGUCGCUGCUCGCUCUGUACAAGGAGAAGAAGGAGAAGCCGCGCUCGUAGAUUAUGUGCCCGUCGACAAGGGGGAUCUCGCCCGUGGUGGCGCCUGCAUCGGCUCGUGAGUGUGACCGACGCAGCCUCCAGCUGCUUUGGGUUGCUGAGCUCGUUCUUUGACAGGUUCAGCUACUGUUGGCUCUGCCCGCGGCAGUCCAUUUUUCCUAAUCACGGAUAAG